Fraxinus pennsylvanica is the source of this 2055-nucleotide messenger RNA. Lineage: Eukaryota; Viridiplantae; Streptophyta; Magnoliopsida; Lamiales; Oleaceae. The record is from the annotation of a GenBank genome assembly.
AUGCAUAUUGGUAAUUAUAUUGGGGCUUUCCUUUCGUCUGACCCCAAUAAUUUCUCAGGAGGGUGGAAGGCGUUUUUACGUAUUAGGGUUCUCAUGGAUGUGCGCCUCCCAUUGAAAAGGAGAAUGAAGUUAAGGAAGCUAGGGGGCGAAUGGAUUUGGGUUACAUUCAAAUACGAGAAACUGCCUACCUUUUGCUUUAUUUGCGGAAUAAUUGGCCAUGCAGAUUCUUCUUGUGAAAAAUUAUAUGACGCUCAAGGUAGGGAGAUCGAAAGACCUUAUGGUCUUUUCCUAAAAGCUCCAUCUCGGAAUGUUUCUGCUUCAGACGGCGAGAGGUGGCUCUGUAGUUCGUCGGCGGAGGAUUCAAGUUCUAAAUAUGGGAAGGACGUUAAUGACGCUAUAAAUGAGGAAAUUUCCAUGCAAGAAGGAGAAAAUCGCUCAGCAGUUAUUAAGGGAAAGGGCGUGAAUCAUGAAUCUGCUUCAACCAAUCCAAUCCCUAAAAAGCUGCCACCUUUAAUGCCUAAAUUCAAGGAGAAUCCUUUAUUCAUUAAAACACAUGCUGAAUAUAUGCAAGGAAUGGACAACACUAAUAACUUAAGCCUCGUUGUUAUGGACCAGAAGAGACGCAGGACAGAUCCACGGCACAGUGGAGGUUUAGCCCUUCUAUGGAAGGAACAAAAUAUGGCCUCACUCAUUAGGUUGUCUCGUUUUCAUAUCGAAGUGGAAGUGACAAUAUAUGAUCAACCGAAAUGGCGUCUUACGGGCUAUUAUGGCACUCCCAAUCGAAACAAGCAUCGAGAGAGUUGGGACCUCUUACGACGCCUCACAUCCUCAUCUACCUUACCAUGGGUUGUUCUCGGGGAUUUUAAUGAUCUUCUCUUCCAACAUGAAAAGAUGGGCCAACACCAACACCCAUCAUGGCUACUUAACGGAAUCAAGGAAGCAAUUGAAGAUUGCCAAAUAUCAGACCUGGGAAUGGAUGGAUACCAAUUUACUUGGUGCAAAAGUAGGGGCUCGCCGGGAUGGAUUGAGGAGAGACUCGACCGGGCUUUUACAUCUUCAAACUGGACUGAAGUUUUCCCGGGCGCUAAAGUCAACAACCUGGGGUUUUUUUCAUCUGAUCAUGCACCUAUAUUUUUGCAACCAGUAGCUGUAAUUCCCUGGCAAUCUACAAGGAGAUUCCGUUUCGAAAAUAUGUGGUUACGCGAAGAAGAUUGCAAGCAAGUUAUCUACUCAAGUUGGGACAAAUCAGUUGGUGAACCUCUUUUAAACCGUAUCAAAGACCGUGGUGAAGAUUUGUUAUGUUGGGGAGGUUCCGGUUUACGUAAAUUGAAUGUCAAGAUACGACAAUGUAGAGCCCUUAUAAUUCGACUUCAAAGCAGAACAGAUUCGGACGAUGAACCAGGCCAGGCUGCUUCAGAUCAUGGUUUCGUGACUUCUGACCCAAUCCCAGAGGCUAAGGAAGCAACGGUCGUAGCAAAUACAAAAAUCUUUUUGCAUCAGUGGCGUGAAGCCCAUCAACCAGCCACAACACCGAACCGGAACCCUCAGACGCUGGACUUUGUUCAAUGGCACCCACCUGUGGCAGGCUCACUUAAAAUCAACAUUGAUGCUGCAAUUUUUGAGAACCAGGAAAGAGCUGGACUUGGACUUGUGAUACGUGAUGACCGGGGCUCUUUUAUUGCUGCCAAAGUUAUUCCGGUUAGGGGGAUUACCGAUCCACUUAUUGCAGAAGUUUUGGGAGUUCGCGAGGCUCUUUCUUGGCUAAAAGUUCGAUUCCCCGAGGUCCAAAUAAUCGAGAUGGAUGCUCUUUUGGUCUAUAAUGCGCUUCAACAAAACAAAGUUGACAAUUCCUAUUUCGGACUGCUUAUUGAAGACUGUCGACUCCUCGCAAGUGAUAUGCCAAACAUUAAAUUCAGUUGGGUGAGGAGAUCGGCCAAUCAAGUUGCACACAUACUAGCUAAGGCUGCUAGUUCCUUUCAUGAUACCAUUGAAUGGUCUUAUUUCUCGCCUUUAUUUAUCUCGAAUGUACUCCUUGCCGAUUUGAUUAAUGAAUAA